This is a messenger RNA of Aspergillus saccharolyticus JOP 1030-1, 1323 nucleotides long. RefSeq lists its product as uncharacterized. The record is from RefSeq and is a predicted model, not a curated record. Lineage: Eukaryota; Fungi; Ascomycota; Eurotiomycetes; Eurotiales; Aspergillaceae. The transcript has a single exon. The coding region runs from base 248 to 1234 and encodes 328 amino acids.
CAUGCGAAUGAGACUUGCACUUCCAUCCUCAACGCUCCUGUUCGACUUUCGCGCUACAACUCUAUGAUCAUGGCUCGCUGGAAUUAUCAAGCGGGCCUAUGUUAGAGUUUCGCAUAUCGGACUUGUCUGCCUCACCCUCUGCCCUGGGAUAUCACAGUGGUUACGAUUCAUAAGUGCAAGUGUUUCUCCCUCUUGUCGGGCUGUGACCGGCGGCCGUGGUGAUAUCAGCGUCUCUCCUUUUGUCGUCAUGUGGGACACUCUAUCUACCCCCCCGGAGGGCCUUAUUGGAGGCUACCAAGGGUCUAGUCUCGUUAUCAAGAUUUUGAUGGCCGUCUUCAGUGCCAUCGCCCUCUAUAACGCAGUUGAACUUGUUAUUCUCAUUUUUCUCACCUUCACUCGCUACAGUGGCCUCUACUUUUGGAGCAUGCUUCUGUCAGACGUGCUGGGGGUCAUCCCCCACGCCGUCGGCUAUCUCCUGGAGUUCUUCGCGGUGGGUCCAUUGUGGUUCGCAGUCACUCUUUCGACAAUCGGCUUCUACUUCAUGGUUCCCGGCCAGUCAAUCGUGUUAUACUCUCGUCUUCAUUUGGUGGUGCAGAGCCAAACGACUCUUCGCCGUGUCCUUGCCAUGAUCAUCAUCGAUGCGAUUAUACUUCUGAUUCCCACAACGGUCCUUACCUACACCACGAUUUACAUCGGAUCGGAACCGAUCAUUCGAGGCUACAAUGUGAUGGAGCGAAUGCAGCUGGCCUGGUUUUGCGCUCAGGAAAUAGUCAUCUCAGGCAUAUAUAUCUGGGAAACGAUCAAUCUGCUUCGACUUCGGCCGGAGAAGGAUCCGCAACGACACAAAAGCAUGUAUGAGCUGAUUGCCAUCAAUCUGGUGAUCGUGUUGCUGGAUGUGUCUCUUUUGGUGUUGGAGUAUGUGGGGUUAUACACUCUCCAGACGACGCUCAAGGCCGCAGUGUACAGCGUCAAAUUGAAGCUGGAGUUUGGAGUGUUGCGUAAGCUGGUUUCCCUCGUCAACACCCGUCCCUCCGAGUCCAGCUCGACAGACCAGGAUGACUUCCCCAAUUUCGUCGAUCCCGAGCAAAUUACGGGUGAUGUCACGCGAGCAGCGCCUCCCAGCCCACAUACCCAGUCCCGCUAUCCCUGGACCGCCCUUUCCAUGGACAGCCUGGUUUUGUCCGAACGUAGAAGGCCCCUGUCGCAGUCAUCGGAGGCUCCCCGGCCGCCCUAGUGCAUGGCACAUGCCGCUAUCGAACUUGAUAGUCCGGCGUGCCAGAAGUACCUUUUCUGAGGGCCUUCAUUCGGCUUUCAUUUUCUGAC